UCUGUUUUGGCGGGUUAAAAACAAUGACAAUUAUUGCUUUGGAAUAUUGGGAUUUUCAGAAGUUUGAAAAUAUUGCGAUGAUAUAUGUUCCGUUUUCUAAGUAUUAAUAAUUAUAAUCUGUUUCCUAACUCAUGUAGUGAAGUAUAUGCCAUUGAGGAUCAGCAAAGAUGGAAAUAAGCAAGAACCAAAUUGCUAGACUUGUUUUGGGUUAUUUAAAAAGCGAAAACUGCAAAAGCGCUUUCAAUGAAUUUCUCCUGAAAUCUCAGUAUUUGAAGUCUUAUGCUCUGUUUGUGAAGAAUGGAAAAUACUUUGCGACUCGUGUUGGAGGUCUCACUCUGGAGGAUAUCUUAGCAGAGUACUCUGAUAUAGCUUUAAUUGUUCAAGGGAGGUUAGAGCAAACAGAUUACUAUGAGAAGGGUCAUAAAAUGAAACUUUCAGAACAAUUAACAUAUAUUCUGGAGAAUAAUUCACGUGUAUCCUCUCCUGCAUUGUCGAAAAAUUUGGAAGCUACGCCAAUUGAAUCUUUACCCGGUAAUUCAACAAAUAAUUCUUAUAAACCACCUACAUCAUCUCCAGGCAAAUCCACAAUAGACACUGCAUCACACAAUUCACCAGGGCCAUCUGAUGAUAAAGGUGAAAAAACAUUGGCUGAGCUUGAUAAUCAAAUUCGAUCGAUAAAGCAGAAAGCGGAAAAGGAUCCAGUAUUUGAUAGACUUCUGGAAGAAAUCAUAGGGCAGAAAAAUGAAGCAUCUACUGACACUUCCAACAAUAAAAGCAUGGAAAAUAAUCGAACUACCACAAUCAUAGAACCCUCAACAAUGGGGCAAAGCUCCUCCGCCGUUCUGAGCCUGGAUAUAACGGAGCCCCAGUCUGGUCAGGGGCCGAAGAAAGCUAUCGGUAUGGUCCCCGACCCUCACGCAAUCGCACCGGUCUUACCGCAGCAGAAUCAAUUCUUCCUGACCAGUAACGGAGGGCUGCUGAUGUUACCUCCGCUGAUGGCCGCUUCCAAUUACGUGUUUUUGAAUGGCAGCCAACCGACGACUACCGUGCCCGCCAGCAAUCCGUUGACAGAGACGGAUAUCAUGAAGAUGCCCACUCUGUUGGUGGACGACUGUUCGUCGGCACAGCAGACGCUUAUGCCAACACAAACAUCCCAGGCGGCGGCGCAUCAGUCCUCCCAUCCGCCGCAAAGUCAACUACCCGUAAUGGUGACCCAAUCCCAGAUAAUAGUGACGUCCAUGCCGCAUCCGGUGAUGUCGUCGCAGAUCUGCACGUCCAUCGCCCCGAAACCGAAAACUCUGAAGACCAUAGCGCCCAAGGCGACCGCCAAGAUAACCCUGGCUUCGCCCGACGGCGAUUUUUACAAGGAGAUCGACAAGAACGAGCCACCCGCCGAACCGCCGGCGAAACCAGUCGGUCGCCCCGGACUGAGAAAGAGGCCGGCCAAGAACAAGGAAAAUGCGCCGCUAGCCCGCAGUUCCCCCGUCAAAAACACCAGCGCGGACAAGAAGAAGAACAGCGCCAAGAGUCUGUUCCCGGACAAAGGUACGAAGAGUACGUGGGACUCGGAGUUGAGGGAACUGCUGGUGGUCAAGGAUAGGGCGCGGGAGGACGACGACGACAAGAUGGACGUCUCGUAUGACGACGAGGAACUGAAGAGGGAGGCCAUGUUGAUCGAAGCUGCAUUCAAGACUCCGGUGAAGGCGCAACCCGACCCGAAAGACGAGCCUAAGGAAGAGACCCCCGAGGAUAAGAAAGAUACGGAGGAGAAACCCCCCGACGACUCGGAGAUGGAGGAACAGGUGACGAUGAUCGAACAGACCGAGGUCUACCUGAGGAACUGCAACGGUCCGCCCAGGAUCAAGAAGAAGGUCAACCAGAGCGGCGCUACAGAACUGUUCGAGGUCGCCGAAGUGGUCGAGGAGACCGUCAAGGGGGACGCGUUGAUCGUCGAUAGGAAGAUCACGAUCCUGGAAACGCCGAUCAAGAGUGAACUGCCGAAAACCCCGGGUAAGACGUCGGAGAUGACGCCCUUCUCGAGGGCCAUCGAGGAUCAGUUGCAAGGCAUGGAUCUGCUGUCUAUGCCCACGCCGUCCGUGGUCAUACCCACCCCCGGGUUCCCGAUCACCCCGAACGUGGAUCUGUCCACGCCCGACCACCACUCGAACAGACCGACCGACUACUCGACCUCCAGCUCCUACUACCAACCGUCGGACAACGAACAGAACAAGUCCUUCGAGCUGAUGAUGGAGGAGUACCGUAAGGAGGGGAAGAAGAAGGCGGAGGAGAAGAAGGUCGAAAGCGUGUCGGAGAUGAAGAGACUGUUCAAUAAGAACGUGAUAGGUCAGAAGAAUCUCAAUCUGAUGAAGAAGGUCUCGUCGGGUUCCGAGAGUAGCAGCAGCAGUAGUAGCAGUAGCGAUAGUAGCGACAACAGCGAUUCGGAGUCUGACAGCGACGCUGGAGCCAAGAACGAACCGGACAGCCCUAGGGAGUACAGUUUCAGGAAGAGAAACCCCCCGACCCCCACGGUCGAUUCCAAAGAGACCAAGAAGGUGGCUACGAAGAAAGAUAAGGCGAAGACCGUCAAGAAGGCGGCGGUUAAAACUCCGGCCCCGAGAAAAAAUCCUCCUCGAGCGAAAACGACGAGGAACGAGUCCAAGACCAGCGAGCAGUUGGAGAACGAAAACGAGGUAACUGACGACGAUUUCGCCCUACACCUGAGCACCGACGAAGACAGCGUCAACAAGGUAAACAACGAGAGGGGCGGGAAUAGGACCAAGGAAGAGGCCAGUAGGUCGACCCGUAAGGAGGAACCGCCCACCGAGGCGGCCAAACAGCUCAUCCAAGACCUGUACGAGAGGGGCAUCCACCUCUUACCCAAGGUUUCAGCCGAGGAGGAUAAACCCUCGACCGAGAAGGACCCCAACGCUUUGGAGAACCUCGACGUGAGCUCGGAGGAGGACGAGGCUCAGAAUCUGAGUCGCACCGUGAAUCCGGUAGAUGUCGCCUUCGACUGUAAGACGUUCGACGAGAAGGACCAGGUAAAUCUGGUGUACGAUUCCAGCAAGAGGAGGAAGAAGAAGGUGUACGAUCUGAACGUGUUGCAGAAGAAGAUCGAGGCGGACGUUUACGUGGAGUCGUUGGACGUGGAUCUGAAGAGGUUCAUCACUUUCACGCCCGCGGUUACGAUACUCGAGUAUUCCCCGAAGAAGGUGCCGGUUAAACGGAAAAAAAGCGUGAAACUGGAGGUUAAGACGAAGGUUAAGAAACAGGAGGAGGCGAAGGUGGAGAACGGACACUUGGACGGUAGUUUUAAGAAGGAGGAGAACGGGAAGAAAGUGUAUUCGAAUAAGUUGAGGAAUCGGGGGGCCAGCGACCAGAAACCAGCCGAUAAAGCGUCGGUCGGGGAUGGCGACGACGAGAAAGAGGCGGAAGCGACGGUAUCGGAGAGGUUGGAGGGUGAGAAGGAUGACAUGCCUAGUCUGGGUGAGGGAGAUGACGAUUUGAUGAAUUUCGCCGUUUUGGGAGGGGCGACGAAGGAGGAGGAGAAAAAGACGAUCGGGAAAAGUAGAGAGAAGAGAAAACUCAGUACGGGGGAGGAAAGUUCUCAACCCGAGAAGAAGUCCAAGACCGAGACGGAAAAACAGGCCCUGUUGAAAAACGUCAACGUGGAUUUAUUUCUGAACGAAUUGCACGGUGGUUCGAAGUCGACGAAAUAACGGACGAUCGUGCACCGCUCACCCAUCCGGGAUCGUUUAUUUUUCUCAUCUCUACAAUUCUUUUCGAAUCUUCGUCUUCUGUACAAAGUCGUUAUCGUUUUUAUACUAUCGGAGUGCGAUUAGUUUAUUAUUUCACCACGAGUAAUUUUGAGACUGUAGGUUAAGGCAAAGUUAAGUUUAUACUAUCCGAGUAAACCAUGUUUGUUGUUGACCUUGUGAUACUUUAUUCGAAUUUUAACUUUGAUCGAUUUAUUAUAAGUAGAUAGUAGCAUUUUAUAGUGCCCUAUAAUUUCGAAAUGUAUAAUAUACAAAAUAAAUACAAGUUUUUU
This is a messenger RNA of Coccinella septempunctata (seven-spotted ladybird), 4048 nucleotides long. RefSeq names its product muscle M-line assembly protein unc-89-like. The transcript has 9 exons. Lineage: Eukaryota; Metazoa; Arthropoda; Insecta; Coleoptera; Coccinellidae. Bases 168 to 3719 code for a protein of 1183 amino acids. The record is from RefSeq and is a predicted model, not a curated record.